AUGAGGGGGCCUAUGAGCAAAUACAGUGCGAAAUGGGCGAUUGGUGUUGCAUUUAUAAUAACUGUUAUAUACGCAUGGAUUUCCUACUAUGAUUUUGAUAAACUAUAUGAAACUAUAUGGUUUAAAAGAACCGGAAAGAACGUUAUUGUGCCGUCUGAACUAAGAAAAGAUGUUAUGUGGUCCAAGAUUGAGAGGAAGCCAAAGCCAGAAAAUAACGAAAUUUACGCGAAGUGGAUUGUUGUAACUUCAGUGGCACCUCCGACAGAUCAGGUAAAAAAAUUAUCAAAGAUUAAAGGAUGGAAACUUAUCGUCGUGGCUGACACAAAGACACCUGCAAACUGGGA
Messenger RNA from Paramuricea clavata, 344 nucleotides. The record is from the annotation of a GenBank genome assembly. NCBI's taxonomy places the organism in Eukaryota, Metazoa, Cnidaria, Anthozoa, Malacalcyonacea, Plexauridae.